Ostertagia ostertagi is the source of this 432-nucleotide messenger RNA. The record is from the annotation of a GenBank genome assembly. Lineage: Eukaryota; Metazoa; Nematoda; Chromadorea; Rhabditida; Trichostrongylidae.
AUGGGAAAGCCCAAGGGAAUUCGUACGGCUCGUAAGCUUAAAAUCCACCGUCAGUCACAGAGAUGGUGCGACAAAGCUUACAAGAAGGCUCAUCUUGGAACUCGAUGGAAGUCCAACCCAUUCGGUGGCGCCUCUCACGCCAAGGGAAUCGUUCUCGAGAAGAUUGGUGUUGAGGCUAAACAGCCUAACUCAGCCAUUCGCAAGUGUGUCCGUGUGCAGCUCAUCAAGAAUGGAAAGAAGAUCACUGCUUUCGUACCUAAUGAUGGUUGCUUGAACUUCGUAGAGGAGAACGACGAGGUGCUCGUAUCUGGUUUCGGACGAUCUGGUCACGCUGUCGGAGAUAUUCCCGGUGUUCGCUUCAAGAUUGUCAAAGUCGCCAACACAUCGCUUUCUGCCCUUUUCAAAGGCAAGAAGGAAAGACCACGUUCUUAA